GGAAAUUAUUAAUCCAUGGAUCAACUCUGCCGAAUAUGUCUGACCUCCAUCGCCGAUUUGAACUCCACAAAUCUUCUCACAUCAACAGUCUCAAGCGAGACAACACUUAUGGAUAUGCUUACCGCAAUCUGCAGUCCGGUAUUUUCCUCAAUCUCAGAGGCUGAGGAUUCUAAAAAGCUACCCCUCGAUGUCUGCCUGGAAUGCACUGGAAAGAUCCUGUCUGCGUAUGAACUGUUCCAGCUUUGCAUCGCUUCCAACAAGAGGCUGCGCGAGAUGUUACUGGAACAGAACAAACCGAUUGAAGUGAUUGAUGCUUACGAUACGGUGGAGGAUGAAGUAGAACCUAGUGAGAGGCCUUCGGUGAAAGUUGAUAAAUCUUGCGAAAUUUGUCACAGAGUGUUGAAAACUUCAAAAUCUUUGUCGAGGCACAUGGCAAAGAUUCACCAAAUCAAAGCUCUUACCUGCGACGAUUGCCAGCAAGAUUUCUACAGCGAAGAAUCGCUUAAAGAGCACAAGCUGUACCAUGAGACGGAACAGGUCUACGACUGUCCUAACUGUGACUCGCGAUUCCCCACCAGCAGUGCCUUAAAAGAUCACCAACAGCAAGUUCACACCGCCGGAACCACCUUCCUCUGCACGACCUGCGGCAAGUCGUUCAACAACCGAAGCAACUUGCGCCAGCACUCCGUUCGCCAUUCGUCCCAAAAGCGAUUCGCCUGCGGCGAGUGUCCGGCCCGGUUUCACUCGAAGGGUUCGCUCAAAAAUCACCAGCUCGUUCACACCAAGGAACGUCCGUUCGGUUGCGACGUCUGCGGGACUCGCUUCACCAUGAAGCACUCUCUGGUGAAGCAUCGCCAGAUUCAUUCCGGAGAGGCUCGCCCAUUUGGGUGUUCCAUGUGCAAGCAGCGAUUCCGGAACAAACACCACCUGGACCGUCACCAGCGGGUUCAUUCCGGAGAAAAACCGUUCAAAUGUAAGCUCUGCGACCGGGCGUUUGCCCAGAGCAACGAUCUGGUGAAGCACAGUCGGACGCAGCAUUUCGGGGAGAAUCUGUAUCCGUGUAGUCGCUGCGAGGCUAGCUUUCGGUUGUUGGUGGAGUUGAAAGAUCACUAUCGAGUUCAUUUUCAAGGGGAGAAGGACCAAAUCGUGGAGGAAGCCGGCGAAGAGGUGCGUUUCACCAGCGUCAGUAUGAUCGAGAGGAGAUUGGAGCAGGAGAAGAUGCGGGAUGAUCUGGGAUCGAGUUGGAGACAGCAAGGAGACGGAAAAAAUCAGGUUCGGACGGAACAAGUGGUGGCGCCAUCGGUGAAUAUUCCGACUCUAUAGAAGGAGUGAACAAAAUUGUAAAUAAAAUGUACAUUUUAUGCUUAAGUUUUGUUCUUAUUUACUUAGUUCUAAUUCAAAAAUUGCCAAUGCUAA
Molecule: messenger RNA, 1416 nt
Organism: Culex pipiens pallens (northern house mosquito)
Lineage: Eukaryota; Metazoa; Arthropoda; Insecta; Diptera; Culicidae
Product: zinc finger protein OZF-like
Exons: 1
Coding region: 16-1323 (435 amino acids)
Biological process (GO): regulation of transcription by RNA polymerase II
Cellular component (GO): nucleus
Molecular function (GO): DNA-binding transcription activator activity, RNA polymerase II-specific; RNA polymerase II cis-regulatory region sequence-specific DNA binding; zinc ion binding
Source: RefSeq, a predicted model, not a curated record